This is a messenger RNA of Plodia interpunctella (Indianmeal moth), 7086 nucleotides long. RefSeq lists its product as uncharacterized. Gene Ontology annotation, molecular function: metallopeptidase activity; zinc ion binding. The record is from RefSeq and is a predicted model, not a curated record. The coding region runs from base 241 to 3552 and encodes 1103 amino acids. Gene Ontology annotation, cellular component: cytoplasm. NCBI's taxonomy places the organism in Eukaryota, Metazoa, Arthropoda, Insecta, Lepidoptera, Pyralidae. Gene Ontology annotation, biological process: proteolysis. The transcript is spliced from 28 exons.
CGCGCGAAAUCGAUUUUACCACAUUUUCCGAGCCCACCGCGAGCUAUGCUUGUGAAAUCUGUUACGGAAUUUUCCUCGUAUGUUCAAGUGACGAAAAUAAAUAGUUAUUGAUAGAAAUAACAAUAAAUUUCCUUAAAUUGCGAUCAAUAAUAUCGUUCAGAUUUUUCUUUAUUUAAUCUGUGAUCUCCGCGCCAAAGGACCAGUGUCCGGUAGACAUGAUCGGCAUGCGGUCGGCGUGAGAUGGACGGUAUACAAAUGGAGCCCAUCGGCAAAUACAAAGCCGACAGGAACGGUUCGGCUAAGGCAGCUGCUUGGCGCAACAUGGUGGACCAGGAUCUUGACGAUGUCGCUUUUCUUGCUGACACAGACAAAGCCAGGGAGGCGCGGGAACUCCGCGAGGCGCCGGUCGCUGUGUGUUCACAGAGACGAGCUCUAUGCCUUGCUGCUCUAGUAUUUUCGGCUAUGUUCGCGACUGCUCUGCUCGUCGUCUAUGCUACACCUCAAGCUGAUUGUCCGUGUGCGGGCGAAAACCCGCUGGUGCCCGGCUCGCCGCCGGCCGGCUCCGACGCGAGUAACGCGGCUGCUAACAAGGAGAGGAUAGCAAGCAACGGCGCUGUUUUCCCAUGGCGCGGCGCCAGACUCCCAACCUUCGUUAUUCCGAAGCAUUACAACCUCUGGCUCCACCCCAAUCUCACUACUGGCGAAUUAAGAGGCGAAGUGUCAAUAGACUUCAAAGUGGAUCGUGACACAUCGUACGUCGUCCUCAACGUGCGUGACAUGAACGUGACAGAACGGGCAUUGUUCAAAGGUGGCGGAGUUUUAGGGCCCAAAGUGCUAAGAAGCUUGGAUUAUCUGCCCGCUGACCAGACUUACAUCGAGUUUAAAGAGAAACUGCGUCGCAAAUACAACUACACUCUGAGUCUGAGGUUCAUCACAAAAUUGGAGAGGAAUGAGAAACAGCGGGGCUUCUUCAUGACAGGCACUCACAAACAUCGCUGUGCAGUAUCAAGGUUCUGGUUGACGCAUGCGCGCUCCGCGUUCCCUUGUCUCGACGAGCCACAUCUGAGAGCCACCUUCAAAUUAACCAUCGUCCGAGACAGAUUCCACGUGUCUUUGACUAAUAUGCCGAUAAUGGCUACGGAGGAAGCUGGAUUCUAUUUAGGACAUCGUCUGCUGCAAGACGAGUUCGCCCAAUCACCCCCGAUGCCCCCCCACAUGAUGUCAAUGGCUGUAUGUCGCCUCCAACGGCGAGCCGCCCCCCCUCUGCCCACUGAGGCCACUAUUAACGAGACAACACCGAAUGACGUCACUACAGUCGAAACUUAUACAACAACGGACAUGGAGGACGAGAAUAUUGUACUGCCUCCACCAGAAAUCAGUCUAUAUAGUGAUCAACAAGUUAUAUUGGAUGAAUCUGGGCCUCUCUUGGAGUGGGUUCAAAAGACAAUUCAACACUUCUCGUUUGAAUUGAACACGUCGUAUCCUCUACCUAAAUUUGACAUCGUGGUAGUAGAAGGCGGUAACCAGUAUUCUGAAGGGUGGGGGUUGAUCACCCUCUCCCCCGCAAUGUUGUCUGACACUAAGACUCUGGCCAGACUCCUCGCUCAGCAGUGGUUCGGCGGCCUAGUGUCUCCGCGGUGGUGGAGCUCCCAGUGGCUCAUGGAAGCCCUAACGUCGGUCCUGGCUGAGAAAGCACCCGCGUAUGGUGACGUCACAGCUGAGAGACAACUCGACGCUUUGCUACUAGACCAUGUGUUGCCAGCUUUAAGACUGGAUUCGAGUAACUCAGUGCGGGCUGUGGCGUCGCCGAGACUGGAAAGAGCCGAUAUUGAGGCGGCUUCCGACGAACUUUCAUUGCAUAAAGGCGCGGCGAUAGUAAGCAUGGCCAUAGAAGCGGCCGGAGACGCGGCCGGGCGCGCGGCGCUGGCGCGGCUGCUGCGCGCCCACCGCGCCGCCAGCGCCGACGCCAGGGACCUAUGGCGCGCAUUGGAGAGGGAAAGCAACACGUCGCUAAGCUCAGCGUGGGAUGGGUGGUGCUCCCUGGCGGGGUACCCGCUGCUGGGCACCGCGGCGUUCGGCGGCGACGUGCUCGUGCGCCAGGUGAGAUUCGUGAUGCAAGCGCCACAGCCGCGGAAUGAACCCUCGAUGGCUCAGUUUGCGAUCACUGAAGAUCUAAGAACAGAUCUCAACAAUGUAUUUUAUGAGCCCGAAAACUACACAGAAACAGAGGAGGAUGUGAACGCGACAACGACCACAACCCCCGCCCCCACCACCAGGAGGUACCCUAAAACCACCCCAGCACUACCGGAACCCAAGUGGAUAGUACCACUGACGUUUGUAGUGGGACCACUAAAGGAAGAAGACACAAAGAUUGUUAAGAAUUCCACCGAAGUUUUGCACAAUUCUACUUGGUAUGACGUAGGCAAUGACACAAAACCAGUGAGGAUGUCGCGAUGGGCGCAGAACGUCACACAUCUCAUAUGGAUGAACGACACAGAAAUGACCAUUCCGGACUUGGGCAAGCAUAAAUGGGUCCGAUACAAUGUCGGAGCCCGAGGGCUGUACAGGGUCGCGCCGGAUGACAGAUACACGGACGAUACAGAAACAGACGAGGAAGCGAUAGUCCGCGCGGCCGCGAUGUACGACAGCGGAGCGCCCGCGGAGAGGGCGCUGCUGCUGGACGAUGCGUUCGUGCUGGCGCGCGCCCGCCGGCUGCCGGCCAGCCGCGCCAUCGCCGCCGCUUCCCGCCUAACAACAGAAACGCAUUGGGCACCAUGGCGCGUGGGACUCAGCCACCUCUCGUGGUGGAGACAGCUGCUCGCGCUCGGCAGCUCCGGGCCCGGGGUCAACGACCUGCUGGCCAAGCUCCACCCCCCCAAUGUUCCGCUCUACAGCGACAGGGAGAUCGACGCUGGGGGGCUGAAUGAGGAUCAACUUUGGCUCAGUGGCGCCCUGCUGCGGGCGGGCGUGGAGUGGCGCAACGCGAAGGUGACCAAACAAGCCACUGAGCUGUUCGAUGUCUGGCUCAACACCAACCAGACGAUACCAGACAUAUACCAGGAGGCGGCGUUCACUGCGGGCAUACGUUCGCACGGCGAGCUCGCUUGGCGAGCAUGUUGGCGAGCGCUGAUGACGUCACUCGCCGCGCCACGACCUCUGUACAACCACAAGGCGCUGCUCAACGCGCUGGGUUCUUCACCAGAUGAUUGGCUUUUUAACAAGUUUGCAGUAGUGGUAAUGUCGAACGAGGCCCGUCGCUCACUGGAUUGGGCCGACUGGGCCACCUCGCUGUGCGAUUCUGCUUGCAGAUGGCGCGGCGCCGCGAGCGCCCUGCGCGUGUGUCGCGGUGACCACUUGCCCCCGAGCGCGCUACAAGCCGCCGCAAGGUGCAUACAUCUAGCCGAAGACUACCACACGUUCAAAAACGCCUUCGGCUCUCUCCCGGGCGGGCCCGAAGCCCUAGAUAUAAUCGCCCUGAACAUAAACUGGAUGGAGCGCGCGGACGCCGACAUAGCGCGGUACUUCACCGUCCUGGACAGGAGCAAACAGUAGCGGCCGUGGCGGCGGGUUUAUAUCGGAAACAGAAACGGUACGUUUGGCAUUAUUUACUAUCCGUGAUAAAAAAAAAGAAAAAAGCAAAUUUUUUGUUUUUUUUUUGGUUAAUGUGUUUUUUUUGUGCGAAAAGUUUAGGAAUAAAUGUUUUUUUUUUUAUAAUUGUGAUCUCAAAUACGUGUGGAAGUUUUUGUUUGUAGAUAAUGUUAAUAUUAAUUAUUAAGUAAAUAAAUGUUUAUUUGCUUUGAAAAAUGUGUGUAUAAAGUAUUACGGUAUUUUUUUUUUCUAUAAAUUGAUAUUUUUGGAAUGCGAAACGAAGUGGGAAAAUUAUAUUUAGUAUUAAUAUUCCAUUUAUUGUGUAAGAUUUAUUUGUAUGAAACAGAUAAAAGUAAAUUAGUGGACAAAUUGUUUAAAAUCUAAACUGCUGAUAACUACCAAGAUUAUUUUUAAAGUAACAAAAAAGUUUGGCUAACUACCUAUUUGUUUUUAAAUAACGAAUGUGAAAAAAUAUAUUUCAAAUUUAUAUUGGAAUGACAGAAGACGUGUACAAUAUGUGGUUGAUAUUUAAAAAAAAUACUUUCUCAAAAUAUUACAUUAUUUAAAAAGUUUGGGCGAUUCUAAUUUUUAAAAAUGGAAUGUUUCUGGAAUAAACUUCGACCGCGGAAGUUUUUGAAAUUGGAAACGACUUAAAAAUAAUAUACCUAUCACGUGACUUACUGUAUGCCUAUGCAAAAAAUAUAUCGGCUUUUUAUCUUCCAUAGUUUUUACUAAAUCUAGUCAACAUAUGAAUAUUAUACAUAUUCUGUUACAUAAUGCGUUCUAUCUAUUUUUUAAGAGAAAUUCCGAUUAUCAAGAUGUAUUAUAAAUUAUAACACGUGACAUACAUAUAUUUGCUAAAUUCAUGAAUUCGUUUUUUUGUAUUUAAGUCACUUCGAGUUUCGACAAGAAUUAAAUAAACAAGUCAAAGUCAAGUUCAAAAAAAAAAGAAAUAAUGUUGACCAACAAGUCUUUUCCAAUAUAUAUAUAUAUUUAUAUAUAUAUAUUUAUAUCGGACGUUAUAAUACAUCUUGUUAUCAGCUGUAAUAUGUUUCUUUUAUUAGCUCAAUAUGCACUGGUCGUUUUCUCACUCGACAACUCAUAGAAAACAUAUAUCCUUAUUUUGUAAAGAUAUAUAGUCCUUGCGAUAAUUAAUGCUUCAUAUAUAUGUUCAUUGUCAUAGUAAAAUAUUAACUUGCUAUAGAAAUAUUAACUGAUUUUGAUCAGCAUACACAAUAAAAAAAAAAACUAAUUCAAAAUCGUAUUUUAUAGAGGCUGAUCAAAACGGGUCUCAUUCUGAAAGUUUUUAUAAAUUCAAGUUCGCUAUAAUUAUAAGAUCAGUAUUAUCAUAAAUAUAGAGUUUAAAAUAUUUUAAAUUAUACGUCAGUUAUCUAAUAUAUUCACAGUUAUUUGCGCACGAACAUAUACUUUUAUCAUAUAGACGUAACUAUCAGAAACAUUUUUAGAAUUAUAGAAAAAUAUCAAUAUUUCACAUUUAAAAAAUUCACAAUACAUUCGUAUAUACAGAUAUUUUAAAAUUCGUUAUAAUUAUGCUUACUGCUUAUUAUUUUCCGUUUUAGAUUAUUGAGAAUCAUCCGGUAACAUUUUUAGAAAAUCUUUUUUUUAUAAAAUUGUAAAUAACAUUUUUCUACAUUUUGUAUCUAGUCAACGUCUGCCGUAAUAAUAGAUAAAAAGGAAAUCUGAUCUAAAUCUAUCAAAAUAUGGUCUAUCUAUUUUAAGUUUUGAUUUAAGUAAUUCACGGCGCCAGAAAUAUCUUCUCAAAUAAAAUUAGAAUCGAUUUUGGAAUCGGCUCAGUAGAAGGACAGUACUGACUAUUAUUUCACGCAAAAUUCAAAUAUAGAAUACAAUAUGAAAAUUGGUUAGCCGUCCAAAAUUCAAAUAUAGAACACAGUUCAAAUUUUUCAAGAAAAUGAAAUCAACAAAAAUGGAAUAACUUUUUGUAAUUAAAAACAAUUCUGAGAUUAUAUGAUAAUAUUAUCAGCCAGUCUGCCAAAAAAAAAAAAAGAAUUAAAAAAUGUAAAUUAAAAAUGUAUGCCGUCGAUUAGGUACUUGAUGUGACCAAAUUAGUGAAACGUUUUCUAUAUUUUUGUAGGACUUGAAACUUUUUAUAUGUGAAUUUUCUAUUUAGCUGUGUAAAAUAUGGAGUUUGCUCCGACCAGUAAGUAGUGUAUGUCUAUGCGCGUGUGGCGUUAGAAUAAAAAUUUAAGAGAAACGUGUUUUUUUUUAACUUUAUUUUUAAAAUUAUAUUUUUAGGAGGCAUUCCGGUCGAUCUGAUUUACUUUUCGAAUCAAAUUAUAUCACCUAAAUGAAUAAAAAAAGUGUAAUAGAUGUCCUAAAUCAUGGUUCGACAAGCUAUAUUAGACUUUCCACCGUAAAUCUUGAAGCUUAAUUUUGAUUGACUACGGACUGUAAAUUUUUUUGUGUGUAUUUAAAAAUUCUGUAUUAAACUUUUUAUUGGUCGAUGAUGGGUUCUCAAACAAACACAUAAAUAUGUAUUCGUUUGAAACUACUUCUUUUCGAGUGUGUAUUAGUGUAAUAAUACUGGUGUUAGAUAUUAUCCUAGUCGCCUAAAGGCAUCUGACAUGACUUUUACGACUACACACCGCGUCUGUUAGCAGGUAAUCGAAUAUACACUAGACGAGUUUUAUUAAACAGUUUCACCAAAAAAUUGCCCGCAGCGCCAUAUUUCAGUCACAAAUUUUCAGUCACGAAAUUAGUACAGUUGACCGCACGUUAAAUUAUCCUGCAUGCAUCUUUUUGUCGAAUUUGCAAUCAAUUUGUGUAUCUUGAUGUGCUGUGGACUGUACCUAUAGUGUGUCAUUAAACAUGUCGGCUGUCUGUGGAGGUUAUUAGGUUUAGAAAUUAGUAGGUAUAUCCAUCAUACACCAAUGAAAAUUAGUAUAUUUUUCGUGUUCCUCAAAAUUAAAUUCUUCGAUUAAAUAACUUCAUGUAAUCUAAAACACUGAAGGUCUGUUUCACCACUUUCUUAUAUCUGAUAAAAUAUUUUUUUUUGUAAUCUGACAGAUAAGUUAACUGCUAGAUAAAAUAUGCCUGAAGUUAUUUGCCAGUGAACCGUAUGUAAAACUGUGAAUUACAAUUUUGUAUGUUCGAUAUGUUACAUAUAAUAGGCUAUCAGAUACUUUAUCAGCAAACGGUGAGACAGGCUCUAAAAGUAAUAUUAUUUUGUGUGUGUAGUGUGACUUUGUUACUUACAUCGCUCACCGUCGAGUCGACUCGCAGUGAGACGCAGCUAACCAAUCACAGCGCGUCAUUGUGACGCAACGACAACCACGCCGUAAUGUGAUUGGUUCGCUGCGUCUCACUGCGAAUCGACUCGAUAGUGAGAUGUGAUAUACCAAUCCGCACUUUGCCCACGUAUUUAGUUCGACCCGAGGUUCUGUAUAUAGUGUCUCGACGCCUCGACAUGAUUGUAUGUAAUUUUUGUAUCUGCUUUUGUAAUAAACUUUCCAAAUGUAA